This is a messenger RNA of Pogona vitticeps (central bearded dragon), 1909 nucleotides long. The record is from RefSeq and is a predicted model, not a curated record. NCBI's taxonomy places the organism in Eukaryota, Metazoa, Chordata, Lepidosauria, Squamata, Agamidae.
AUACUUUCAGACUGAAAAUCAUGACUUGACACGUCUUGAAACCUCCUCUGCUAAAACCUUAAUGGACAUCGGGACACGGAGAAUCUUCUCAUCAGAUCAUGACAUCUUUCGGCAAAGUGUGAGAAAAUUCUUCCAGGAGGCUGUAGUUCCACAUCAUGCAGAGUGGGAGAAAGCUGGACAGGUGAGCCGAGAACUCUGGGAAAAGGCUGGACAGCAGGGUUUGCUGGGGGUCAAUAUAGCAGAAGAACAUGGGGGCAUCGGAGGAGAUCUUUUCUCAGCUGCAGUUGUUUGGGAAGAGCAGAUGUAUGCGAACUGUUCAGGCCCAGGAUUCAGCCUGCACUCAGAUAUUGUCAUGCCCUAUAUAGUCAACUAUGGUUCGAAAGAGCAGAUUAAAAGAUUCAUUCCAGACAUGGCAGCCGGGAAAUGUAUUGGUGCAAUAGCUAUGACAGAGCCUGGGGCUGGAAGUGAUUUGCAGGGAGUGCGAACCUUUGCAAAAAAGGAUGGAAGUGAUUGGAUUCUAAAUGGCAGUAAGGUGUUCAUUACCAAUGGCUGGAUGAGUGACCUAGUGAUUGUUGUAGCCGUCACAAACCGUGAGGCCCGUUCCCCUGCUCACGGCAUUAGCCUCUUCCUGGUAGAAAAUGGAAUGAAAGGAUUCAUCAAAGGGCGUAAGCUGGAGAAAAUAGGACUUAAAGCACAGGACACAGCAGAGCUGUUUUUUGAGGAUGUUCGUCUGCCUGCCAGUGCCCUGCUGGGACAGGAGAACAAAGGCUUCUAUUAUCUAAUGGCAGAGCUUCCUCAGGAAAGGUUGUUGAUUGGUGAUAUGGCAAUUGCCAGUUGUGAAUUCAUGUUUGAAGAAACAAGAAAUUAUGUUAAACAGAGGAAAGCAUUUGGGAAAACCAUUGCACAUUUACAGACGGUGCAACACAAGCUAGCGGAACUGAAAACACAAAUUUGUAUUGGUCGGGCUUUCUUGGACAGCUGUCUCCUCCUUCAUUCAGGGAAACGCCUGGACUCGGCCACUGCUUCGAUGGCCAAAUAUUGGGCUACUGAUCUCCAAAACAAUGUGGCUACUCAGUGUGUACAACUCCAUGGAGGUUGGGGAUACAUGUGGGAGUAUCCAAUUGCAAAAUCUUUUGUAGAUGCUCGUGUUCAGCCAAUCUAUGGUGGCACCAAUGAAAUAAUGAAAGAGCUCAUUGCCAGAGAUAUUGUGAGUGACAAGUAGGUAUAUGAUUAUGCUGAAGAAUCAUUCCAGAAUCCAAUUUCAGCUGGCAUGGAAUUCAGUUCUACUCCCCUCCCCCCUCAAAAAAAGGGCUGUCUAAAUGAAGUGGAUGCAUCAUUUAAAAACUGAUACAUGCAUGUUUCUCUUGUUGAUCCCUGAUGUUUUUAACAUAGAGUAACAGUUGUCUUUCCCUAGUAAUAAGACCCCAGAUGAAUUCAGAAAGGCAAGAAGCUGUGUGAUGUAUUAUUUGGACAAGCUGUGCAUUAUUAUUUAAAGCUGAGUUGUUUGAAGCCCAGUGUAAUUAAUUCUAAUUACUGAACAUCAAGGAUUAAAAACAUCACAUUCUGGAGAAAUGCUUUUGUGUGGCUAAAGGGGAAGAAAAUGUGAACCGUAGAAGUUAGUAUAGCAGGGGAGAUAUUUGCAAGUGGUAAAGUGGGAGCCCGUUUUUGACAUUCCUCCACUGCCCCAUUCUGAAGUACUGUAUAGUAAUCUUCAUGGCUACAGUCCUGUGUAAGCACAAAGAGUAUUCCUCCAGUAAAUGUCAGUAAAUGGAAAGUUAAUCUUCUAAUGUUAACAGGGAAUUGCACAAGAAUAUUGACAAAAGUUACAUGUAAAAAUUGCCUUAUUUUGACUUGUCUAUAUUUUGCUUGAAUAAUAAAUUAAAAUUAAAAAAAUAAAUAAAUACCAAAC